GGCUCAGUGACAUAGCCGGCUGAAGCGGGCGGAGAGCGGCACGGGGUGGGCUGCGCGUGCCGGAGGGGGGAGCCGCCCCGUGCCCGCGCCAUGUAUCAGCGGAGCCGGGCAGUGGCCGGACGAAUCGGCCCCCGGUGCUGCUGGGGCUGGGAGGGGAGCGGCGGAAGGCGCCGUUGGGCUCAGGGCGACUCCACGAGAUGCUGUUAUCGGGCGCGGCCGCGGGACCUAGAUGCAUCUUGGGAUAAGCUGCCUCCUGGGCUCGUCCCUGUGGGCUCCAUAGGGCCAACGUUGCACUCGCUUUUCACCAGGAGACCGUUGGAAGCCCCCACCUCCCUCCUGGCUUUGCCCGUCCCUACACAAGGCAACUUUGCUGGUAUCAACAGAAGUGAGCCAAAGAUCAGACCUUGCCCACUGACUCACCGGCCCAGUGUUGAGACAGGGGCUCUUUUUCAUCCUGCUGUGCUUUCCCCUCCUGAAGGCAUGGAGUGUGCCAUAACAUUGGUGAAUGGAAGGCAGGAAGAUGACAUAGUGGUAAGGGACGGUGAAGGACUGGAUGGUGCCUCUUUAGACUCUUUGCACAGCUUGUUCCAUGGCUGGCAGUGCCGUUCACCCUACCAGGUGCCCGAGGUAACCCUGGGUCCGCUCACGCCCUUCCGAGCCACAGCAGGAAGUCCGUCUCCAGCCAGUUCUUCAAGAAGUGACGAUUCCAGCAUGGAGGAUCAUCUUGCAGUCAUGCACCAGAAAUUACGGAGUGAGUUACCAGGCUUCUUUUUGAAGAUACACGACUAUGGAAUCUACUCAAAGGAUGUGGAGUUUGACAAUGAGAUUCUGCACUUUAAAACUCGUGGCCGAACUAUGUACCAGCUGGCACUGACCUUGUGCCGUUUCGUGGCCUGGAACUACUUUGCCGACUUGCGCAUGGAAGUGCUGAAGGUGACGCAGCACUCUGAGAACUGGAGCAUCCAAGCCCGGUGGCGGAUUACGGGGCUGCCUUUCCACGUCCUCCUUUUCCGCUUCUACAGGAGGGACAAGGCUGAGCUGUACAGGACCUACGAUGCCUAUUCCACUUUCUUCCUAGAUUCCGAAGGGUUAAUUAAAUGUCACAGGGUAAGCAAGCUGAUGCCAUCCCAGCCUCCCCUGACCACGGUAAAAAAACUCCUGGUCGCCUCUUUGUUGGGCCUGGGGUUGUCUGACCAGAGGCCCUCUCUGCAACUCUUCUUUUCAGCUCUGGCAGGCAAAUAGCAGGGGCUGCCAGAACAGCUGAGGCCGAGCCCACUUCUUGCGUUUCCUAUAGUUCGUCUGCGCCAAGGCAGGGCGAGAAUGUCACCAGGGGCUCAUUGUGUCUCUGUGUGGCCUUCGUGCAGGGAGUGUGGGCCUUCCUUGACGUUGCUUCGUUAGUCCCACCUGAUAAGUGCUGUAAAGACGGUUGUAAUUUAAUCUGUACAUAAUAAAGGUUUAUGUUGAAGAGAG
Sphaerodactylus townsendi is the source of this 1470-nucleotide messenger RNA. RefSeq names its product linkage group 03 C6orf136 homolog (gene LG03H6orf136). The transcript has 6 exons. Lineage: Eukaryota; Metazoa; Chordata; Lepidosauria; Squamata; Sphaerodactylidae. The record is from RefSeq and is a predicted model, not a curated record. The coding region runs from base 91 to 1242 and encodes 383 amino acids.